This is a messenger RNA of Tarenaya hassleriana, 2064 nucleotides long. RefSeq names its product anti-sigma-I factor RsgI6. Lineage: Eukaryota; Viridiplantae; Streptophyta; Magnoliopsida; Brassicales; Cleomaceae. Bases 244 to 1923 code for a protein of 559 amino acids. The record is from RefSeq and is a predicted model, not a curated record. The transcript is spliced from 7 exons. Gene Ontology annotation, molecular function: hydrolase activity, hydrolyzing O-glycosyl compounds. Gene Ontology annotation, biological process: carbohydrate metabolic process.
AUCAAAAGUUGGGUUAACGCAAAGGCAGCCCAAGCCAAAGUAGCUAUAAAAUACAACAUCACAUGAAAGACUUGAACAGUACACAACCACUUCACGUGAGCUCUGAAGUCUUCGGAGAUGCCGUCCUGUUUCUGACACUGUUCCCUUGUGAUCUUUUUUUUUUCCUUUUUAAAUCUCUCUGAAUUCCCAAUCACUCACUGCGUGUUUCCUGUUCAAUUAGUUCAACCCAACAGAUUGAUUGCCAUGAAACAUUCUUGGGCGUUUGGUCUUGUUUCUUGCUUCUUCUGGGUCCUCUUCCUUCUCUUCCCCCUGGCUGCUUCAUACGAGGGGCCUUUUUAUGAUUCUACGGCCUAUACGGAGUGUAAAUUAGAGCCGGAGAGGGCGCUCUACAACGGAGGGAUCCUGAAAGACGAAGCAUAUGGUGUGGCUCUCGUGGAGGGCGCCCAUUACACUCCUGCUUUCCUCUUGCAGAAUCUCACUCAGCACAUCAUCUACUGCUUCUCCAUAUGGGUGAAGAUGGAGGGAGGGGGUUCAUCAGCAGGAGCAGCUCAGCAUGUAAGAGCCAUGCUGAGGACAGACGACGAGACCUUCGACUGCAUCGGUUCUGUCUCGGCCAGGCGUGGCUGCUGGUCCUUCCUCAAGGGCGGCUUCGUCCUCCAUUCCCCUUCCAAUCUCUCCAUCCUCUUCUUUCAGACAUCAAAGGAGAACAGUAGCAGCACCCAAAUAGGAGUGGCCAGGGCCUCUCUGCAGCCAUUCACGCAGGAGCAGUGGCAGACCAACCAGCAAUACAUCAUCAACACUGUGAGAAAAAGAGCUGUGACGGUUCACGUGGCGGAUGAAAAAGGAGACAUCCUGCGAGGAGCCCAAGUGACGGUGGAGCAGAUCUCCAAGGACUUCCUCAUCGGAUCUGCCAUCGCCAAAACCAUCCUCGGGAACAUACCUUACCAAAAAUGGUUCGUGGAGAGGUUCGACGCGACGGUGUUCGAGAACGAGCUGAAAUGGUACGCGACGGAGCCAGAAGAGGGGAAGAUCAACUACACCAUCGCCGACGAGAUGAUGCGAUUCGUGAGGACCAACAAACUCAUCGCUCGCGGACACAACAUCUUCUGGGAAGACCCUCUGUACACUCCCGGGUGGGUCCGCAACCUCACCGGCGACCCUCUCCGGCGGGCAGUAGAUGGGAGGAUCCGGAGCCUGAUGAGACGGUACAGAGGGGAGUUCGUGCACUGGGACGUGAGCAACGAGAUGCUGCACUUCGACUUCUACGAGAAGAGGCUAGGGGAGAAGGCGUCGUCGGGGUUUUUCGAGGCGGCGAGGGAGGAGGACGGCCUCGCCACGCUGUUCCUGAACGAGUUCAACGUGGUGGAGACGUGUGGGGACGAGAAGUCGACGGUGGACGAGUACAUAGGGAGGGUGAGGGAGCUCCAACGGGACGGGGUGUGGAUGGACGGGAUCGGUCUCGAGGCGCAUUUCACGGUGCCUAAUGUGGCGUUGAUGAGAGGCACUUUGGACAAAUUGGCCACCCUCGGCCUCCCCAUCUGGCUCACCGAGCUCGACAUCAGCAGCCGCCUCGACCAGCACACCCAGGCGUUGUACCUGGAGCAGGUGCUGAGGGAAGGAUUCUCGCACCCGUCGGUAAAUGGGAUAAUGCUGUGGACGGCACUUCACCCCAACGGAUGCUACCAAAUGUGCCUAACCGACGGCAACUUGCAGAACCUUCCGGCGGGGGAGGUGGUUGACCGUAUGCUCAGAGAAUGGAGGACGAGUGAGGUGAAGGGCGCGAGCGACGACCACGCCUCCUUGAGCUUCUUCGGCUUCCUGGGGGAGUACAGGGUCACCGUCACCUACGGGGGUAGAUCCGUAAAUUCCACCUUCUCCCUCUCCCCUUCUCCUGAGACCAAACAUGUCCGCCUCCGAAUCUAAUCAAUUAGAUCCAAACACAGCAUCAUCGUCAUCAUCAUAAAGAAUGGUCAGCGAGCGUGCGUCCACUCUAAUUCCACGUUUCUUAAUUUCUAUGUAAUAUUUUUUGGCCCCGGAGAAUUAACAGCCCAGUUUUUGUUUGUA